CUAUGGCGCUGCCAUCUAUAACGUGUCAUACCGUGUAAUUUAUGCAUAACCUUGAAAGUACCCGCUAGCAAAGAAAAAAAGUCGUCAGCGAGACACUACAUAUGAGGACGGCUGUGAUUGAGACUUUUGCAAUCACGACUGUUUACACGAUUCACGACCCAUCGACGUUUCUUCCAAGCUCUCUCAUCAGACCUCUCGAUCCAGCUUGCCCAUCUGAGCCGGAGCUGAGGCGUGAUCAAUAGCUCACGUCUCACGAAGAAAUAUCAUGAUCAAAGCGGCUCCUUAGAAUCGCACUGCUUCUCUCAUCGCACGAUGGCAGAAGCGGCCAAGUAUGGGAAUCCAACCGAGUUCGACAUAGAGCUGCAUUCAAUCUAUGCAGCCUACCUGGGCUACUUUGAAUCGACCGAUCUGAGCUGGUGGGAAAAGUCAUGGGGUGGCUACUUCACCGGCUUCAACGAGUUUCUUCAGCACGGUUGGGAGGUCAUGGUCGUGGUGAAUACUGCGACGGGUCGAGCCCAUAUUGCUGCUCGAUCGGAACAGAUCGCCCUCUUUGCCCGAAUGAUUCGGACUCGUUAUGGCGAGUCACUUCCCAAAGAUCCCCCAACGACUUUGCCAUUGGACCCGGUCCCGACCAAGACGCUGUCUCUUCGACGACUUGUCAAAGUCAGCGAUCUCGCCAGCUAUAAGAAGCUAUCUCUGACGCUGCCAGCGGCAGAACUGGCGUUCCUUCGUCAACGGGUUCGAUCCGGAACAGUGGAUACCAUCGAACGACUGUUCCACGAGGGAGAUGAACACGGAGCCGGUUAUACGUGGGCUUGUGUGCAGACUACCUGGUGGGAUAGGGGAGGAGCGCCAAGUGGGAUAAUCCCUGGAUCAGGAAGAACGGCAUCCGCCUCCAAGGGCCUGGUACUGGAGGUCGGCAUGGCUGUAUUGCGUUGCGCCAAUUUGCGUGCAGUGAAUGUCUGGCCACCCGUCCCCGAGGAGAACUAUCGAAAGGCUCAUUUCAUCGUUGAAGAGUGGGUCGACAAGAGAACGAAUUACAAUCCUCCAAGCUAUCCCAGAUCUUAUGGUUUUGGUCGCAGCCACUUUGUGUCAGAAAGGGAGAUGCCUCGCAUCUUGGACGCCUCUAUUGCGGCAAUUGCAUCGCAAGGAACAGAAAAUCAGGCCAACACACUCAUCCUCAUUGGCUGUGGGGACCAGUCACCUUUACCGCUCGCCGCCAACUCAUCCGUCCCUAACAAUGUACUCUAUCUCGAUGUCCUCGCCCUGGAGUAUCGCUUCCUCCGCAGAGCGCGUGACCAGGGUGUGACUGGCAUACCUGACCGGCACGGUCCUCUCCCACACCUGACAGCCUUGCUGGAAGUCCUUCAGAUUCCCACGACUCCGAAUGUUCCGCUGGGCAAUGCAGGCAACGAGGCUUUUUACAUUCUCCUCGCAUUCCAGAAACUGAUGCUGGCCGACACUAGCAUCCCCAACGUACUCUACCAAGUCAACACAUAUCAAGAGGUACCGCAUAUACGACCAUUCGCCCAUACGCAACGGCGGUUCUCUUCACCGUCACAAAUUGAAGGCCCGCCGCCCUCCAUCGCUCGCCCGUCUUCCGGCAUGCUGGAGGACUUUGGCGGUCCAUCAACGUCGUCUCGCAACACAGCACCAAGAGCGCGCACUGUGUAUUGGGAUGAUGCGCACCAUUCGUCUGCGGAAGGCAGCCCAUCACCUCCACGCGAUCGUCAAGCCCUCAAGAGGAACGCCCACAGCACGAGCACUCUGCCUGUCGGUCGAUCGGCUUCCCAGGGCCCCUCGCCACUCCGAGAACCGCUUCCGCUUAGUUCAGAUAAGGAUGGCAAGCGAGAGAGCAAGAUGAGAUCGGACAAAAGCGUGAAAGAUCUAGCGGGAGCGCUAGCUCGUUUUUGGGUGGGGUAGAUACAUGCAAUGCAUCAAGCAUCGACUGUUUGCUGCGCUUCGACAGUCGCCAUAUUCGCUGCUGCUCUCUGCGCAGACUCUGCCCGUCUCUUCUUCAACACAUUCUCAAUGAAGAAUUCUCCAGCCUGAUGAUCAGUCAAGCGUCUCUCUGCAUUCCUCACCUUGUAGCUCGACCUGACCA
Kockovaella imperatae is the source of this 2104-nucleotide messenger RNA. RefSeq lists its product as hypothetical. The coding region runs from base 313 to 1923 and encodes 536 amino acids. The record is from RefSeq and is a predicted model, not a curated record. NCBI's taxonomy places the organism in Eukaryota, Fungi, Basidiomycota, Tremellomycetes, Tremellales, Cuniculitremaceae. Gene Ontology annotation, cellular component: nucleus. The transcript has 5 exons.